UUGCGUCGCGGCUCGCGUUCGCUCUCUUAUCUCACUUAGCGAUCGCUCUCUUAUCAAUUCAUUUUAUUUAUUUAUUUUUUUUCAUUCGCUUGUCACAAAGUUUGAGCGCGCACGAUAUUGACACCGCGACAAACUGAACCAAGCUUGCCAAACCCCCGUUGCAAUAUUUAUUGUACCGUGACAAUAGUUGGAUUGUUACCAUUCAAAUGCAAGUGUGAUGUCUCUCUCUCUCCGCGACUCCGUUUAAAUCUAUUGUUUGGUUCAUUUAAAUAAAAAAACAAGUCCACAAGUUGCGCAACCCGCGAAGAAGCGCCAGUUGUUUUUGUCUACGAGGGGGUGAAAAAACACGGUCUUGUUAUAAGGCACUCUUGGCUCGGCGCUCCAUGGCAACGAGGAGCCACCCGCGACCACGGUCUACCUCGCGAGACACCGACUAGGCCCAAUGGUUCGACAAUCAAACCAAGGGGUCAGUUCGGGAGAGUGAAGAAGACGGGCGGCAACAGCUGCCGGCGCUGAUAUCAAGAGGAAAAGGAAUGGUGCGCCGCGCCGUACGCAUCACCUAGAGCGAAGGAAAAGCGCGGAAAAAGGUACGGAGGAGAGGAAGAUCUCUCGGGAAAAUGAGUCUGGCUGGAGUUUCGUCGUCGCGGCCCGGCUGAGCAAUAUUAUCGAGGGGACGGGGAUAGAAGAUGCUGCCACCGGUCGUCAGCAAUACCAACGGCGAGAUACUCACGCUGUACACGAGCAACAACAACGAAUCGCCGGGGAAUCAUGGCAACGGAAGACCGCCGAGGGGGCGAUACGCCGAGAUCGGAGUCAGGAGAAGCGGCGUCUUCCUGGAGCCGUGCCUCAACCACCACCACGGCGGGCAGCCGAGCGGCAACGGGAGCCAUCAGGCGUCAGUGACAACGCCGGUCCAGGACAAUUCACCGCCACCUCCAACCUUGGAUCCACACCGUCGGCUCACCGUCGUCCCCCGGCUACAUCACGGACAGAGCGAGGGCUCGUUAUCGUCGGACAACUCUGGAAUAUCGGCCGGGUCGUCGAGCACGGAAGAGGAUUCAGGCGAGUGCAACGGGGCCGGAGGCAUGAGAGGCGGUGGUGAUGGUGUCGGCAACAACGGGGGUGGCAACGACACCGGCUGCAACAUCACCCUCGUCGAGCGCCUGAUACGCUCGCAUCCGAUCUGGUUCCUGCCGGGCAUACAACGGGCCGGCGCCUUUCACCUGCUCCAGGGCAAAGAGGAAGGGAAUUUCGUAGUUCGACAAUCGAGCCAGAGCGACACGAUGGCGCUGUCGGUAAGGCUGCCGGCCGGCCGGGGACCCUACAUCGAGCACUACCUCAUCCAGGCCAACAAGGGCAGGCUCAGCCUCGAGACGAGCGAGAAUCGCUUCGACAACAUACCCUCGCUCAUCGCCCAUUACUGCUCGUGCUGCGACGAAUUGCCGGUGCAGCUGACGCUGCCGCGAGCGAUGCGCGAGGCCAAGAAUAGACAGCAGCUCUCGUCGCUCGCGCUCUUGGGCCAAGAAUUCUGGAGGUACCCGAUGGCGAAUCCCAAGCCCCCGGAGAGCGUGAGCAGCAGCAGCAACACGUCGAGUCUCAGCAGCUUUCACGGCGGUAUCAACAACAACAACAAUAACUUGGGCACCCCCAUGACUGAGAGCAUCGUACUGAAUCUUACUCCAAUCAUACCAAAAGAAUCUCAAAACACAUCACCCAACAACACGAUAACAACGUCGACCUUCGCACCCCCGGGACCCCGCCAACCCCGACCAACCCCACCCAACACCUUGAACCUAACAACCUUCAACGAGCCUUUGGAAUCCAAGUGCGACAUCAACAAACUCUCCCCCCACGAUAAACUGUCCCAACGUCUAGUCUCGCCGAACUUGGUCCAAAACCUGGUAAGGUCACCUUCACCCGUAGUCCACAACGUCGAUACCAAUGUCCUAAGUCCUCCGAGGGACAUCAAAUGCGAGUUCGUUCGAGGCAGUCACUUCACCUCGAGCAACACUUCCAUAACGUCGAAUUUUCAUCGAAACAUCGCCACUGGAUUCAACGACCUGAACAUCAAGUCACCGGACGUUGUCCAAAUUGGAAACCAUCUGUUGAAGAGUCCCCCACCACCACCUCCCAGAUGGGCCAAGCCCGCGCAGCUUCAGAAUCAGAAAAACAUCAACGCUACGAGCACAGUCAUGCUAAGCGUCAAUCAGAACGGUGAAAUGAAUAACACUGUUCAGUCGACGCCGUCGGAUACGCCACUCCUUAGUCCUCAAAGUGCCUCGUCGAACAAGUCCCUGGGCUCAAAAUCCUCGUCGGCACAAUCGUCGUCCGCGGCAACGCCGGUUCUAUCGUCCUCUUCGAAACUCGUUAGCAACGGCACUAGAACGCCACAGGUCAUGUCUCCAUCAGUACUUUCGAGUACUGGAAAAUCGUCGAGACGCAGAAAAGAACGAGACGCGCGCAAGAACUCUCAACACUACCAGGAGUCGGACAUCCUGGAGUCGUACUGCAGAAGUUCGCCGGCCGAUAAAAUAUCCGACUACGAGGACAUCUGGAACACAAGCGACUUCCCAAACAGGUCGGCCAAAGAGAACCAGAACUACAACGGCGAACAGACGACGAGGAAUCACAUGAACGAGAACAAGGAUAGGAUACUGAGUCCAGGUGAAAGUAAGGUGAUCAGGGCUGAGCAGCUGGUCGUCCAGACGAACGAGAAACUGAUCAUCAGGAAUGACAAGACGAGCGCGAACGAGAAAUUUAGCUAUAAGGAAAUCACUAGUCCGGAAUUCACGAGCUUUAAGCCCCCGCAGGAGUCAAAGAGUCAGGAGACGACGCCGUCACCGGAGGACACGAGGAAACGACCUGAUCUUUUGUCAAGAGUUUGCAGCGCAAACUCCUUGAACAGCCCACUCAACCUAACGCCUCCGCGUAAGUUCGGCCUGAUGGCUGCUGUAACCCGCUCGGAGAGCAACAGUCCCAUGACCCCUGACUCGAAGCACAGCAGUCCGUUUUACGCUGAGCCAGCGGAUGCGAUACCUCGACCGGCUUUGUCGAACGUGGCUCGUCGAAGACCGAAACCCAUGAACUCGGUGACCAGCCGAUUCCGGCACAGCGAGCCUGGUUGGCUUCAAGCCCAGCUCGCGGGUAAUUGUAACCACGCCUCGGCCCUGCACUCGAUAGACUGGGACGAGAGCGAGGAGACGGAGGAGAAGACGCCCUUGAUCUCGUCAUCGGUGGACAAUUUGGCCAGAAGACUGAGCGGCAGGGAACCAAAGAAGGGUCUACCCGUGGCGGCCAAGCCCGUCCAGCCGCCCAAGAUCAAGCCCAAGAUAUUCAGUGACACUUCGUGGGCGGUCGACUCCAGCUGGGAGUUUAUUGGGAACGAUGCGGACAAUUGUGAACCAGACUACGACUGUGAUACGGACUGCGACGUGGAAAACGUGGGCGGGAAGUUUCCCGAUGACGAGCACGACAAGUACAUCAUACGCAACACUUUGACCGCGCAAAGUAUCAUUUUACAAAGAUACCCAGAACUGCUGAAGUCUCCGGAUGCAACGGAGAGCUUGUACAGUGACCGGAACUCGUCGUACGACAACGUCGAAAAACGCCAGGCGAACCACACGAGCACCAUGUCAACGAGCUCGACGGCGACCACGACGACGGUAUCGUCGAUAUUGACGACGACAACGGCGAUAACGACACUGGAUCCACGACGGCCCGUGACGAUCGUUGACCGCUGCAACAACUACGUUCCGUCCGAAUCCGAGACGAUUUUGGAUACGGACGCCGAGAGCGAUGUCGACAGGAUCAAGCGCAACCGCAGCUGCAAGCUGGAACGGCUGUAUUCGCUUUUAUCUCCACCUCGGCUGAACGUGCUGAAGCGUAACGGCGAUAAUGGCUCGAGUGCCGUUGGCUCGACCAUACGAUCCUACGCGCUGCAGUUGGCCGCCGAUAAAUCGACGACCUUCUCGCAAAACAUCGAGAACUUCAUUCAGUGCACGAAGGAGAGCAAGGAGGCCUCGCCCCAGGUCGUCAUGCGCAACAUGCGGCAAUUCAUGUCCGGCAUGAAGAACUACUUGGUGAAGCACGGCGAGCGUGAAUUCGAGAAGGAGGUCGAGAAGGAGCGCCUCAAGCUCAAAGCCAACGAGUUCCUCAAUCUCGACCACAUCCUCGAGGACGUGAUGAUGCACCUUGUGGUGAGGCCGCUGCGCGAGCACGUCUACCGGCUCUUCGUCGAGAACUACAUGGCGGACGGCUCGAUACCGAUGCUGGCUGACAGCAUCAAACUCGCUCAGUCCAAGAACAUGUACGACUUUGGCGUCCAGCAAAAAAUCUUGCCACCCACGGAAGCGAGCUUGGAGCGUAUCCUGAAGAUCAUGCAAACGUUGCAAAAAGCCGACUCACCGCUUGAAAAACUUGAUAAUCUACUAAUCGCAAUCUCUACUAUUUAUAAUUCAGUAAGACACGCCAACUCGAACAAAAUGGUAAUAAUGGGCGCUGACGACCUGCUGCCUCUGAUUAUCUGGAUUUUGGCGCGCGGAAAGUUUGUGGAUGCGGAAAUCGAGUCGGAGUUCAUGUGGGGCCUUAUACACCCGUCCCUUUUAACAGGCGAGGGUGGCUACUAUCUCACGACCCUUUCGAGCGCCGUGCAGAUACUCAAAGGCCUGAAAUCUAGUCAGGGGACCAUGUCGACGAUAAACGGAUGUGGAACACCGGAUUGUUCUUCCGUUCUGCGAAUUCUCGUUCCAGACGAAUUACAUGGUUCUCUUAAUACACGAACACUGCCAGUCCGACCGAACAUGAAUACUCGUGAUAUAUGCCGUAUUCUUGCCCACAAGAUAAGAUGCACGAAUCCUCAAGAUUACGGCCUCUUCAAGCUCGUUCAAGGAGAAGAAACUCUACUCGGAGAUCAGGAGUGUCCACAGGACAUGUUGCACUGUUUGUUCGCAUACAAACGAAUCGAUGCAAAGAUCGCCUGGCCAAAGACAGCUAACCCAACGACCCCGACACUGAACAAUGGCAAUCACUCCUGAUCACGUUCGCUAUCGCGACGAGUCGCGAAGAUCUUGUCCAUAAAUCUGUAUUAACUGCGAAACUUAUUAUUUUACUAUUAUUCGUAAUACGUGUAUAGACUGCUGUAAGAAACUAAGAAACAAAUAGUAUACUCUUCGUUGUACUCUUUUAUAAAUGAAACAUAAAAUGAUUGUAAAAAGUUAAUAUCGUGCGUAUUUUUCACUCGACUUUGAUUACUAUUCAAUAUAUUUAAUGCAUAUUUAACAGUAAUAUGCUAGUGAUAAUGUGCAAUAAAAAAGAUGUGCAAAAAAGAUUGUGUACUAAAUUCUAUCAAUCCACCAACUUAUUACAUUAUGUGGUAUUUUUUUUCAAUUACAACGUAACUGUGCAAACAUCUUUGGGUAUAAAAUUUGGAAUGUGAUGACAUAUUUGAUAAAAGAAAUUAUUUAAAUCAAUUAUGACUGAAUAAAAAAUUUUUCAUGUAUAUAAUUAAUAAUAUUUUUUUACUUCUAUAGAGGGUAAAAAAAGGGUUAUUAAAAAAACAGAGCAUCGCCAUAAUUUUCUAUGUAGUUUCAUAAUAAGUGUAUCAUAAUAAAAGGGAUUAGAUUCAACAUUUAGGAGUAGGGACAUUACAGCUGUAAUUUUACAAUGUCUUGUUCGUAAAUAAAAACAACGAAA
Copidosoma floridanum is the source of this 5691-nucleotide messenger RNA. RefSeq names its product Src homology 2 domain-containing protein sprint (gene spri). Gene Ontology annotation, molecular function: small GTPase binding; guanyl-nucleotide exchange factor activity. Gene Ontology annotation, cellular component: cytosol; endocytic vesicle. NCBI's taxonomy places the organism in Eukaryota, Metazoa, Arthropoda, Insecta, Hymenoptera, Encyrtidae. The record is from RefSeq and is a predicted model, not a curated record. Gene Ontology annotation, biological process: signal transduction; vesicle-mediated transport.